Thelazia callipaeda (thelaziosis nematode) is the source of this 4286-nucleotide messenger RNA. NCBI's taxonomy places the organism in Eukaryota, Metazoa, Nematoda, Chromadorea, Rhabditida, Thelaziidae. The record is from the annotation of a GenBank genome assembly.
AUGUCAAAUGUAUCUGCUGAAGUAGCUACAGUGGCAGAAGCAUCUACAAGUGAUCUGACUUUAGUAGAUUAUUUCGUGGUUGUUGGUCAUGACACUACUACAUCAUUACAAAUGGAAGUAGGUAGUGCAGUAAGCUUUGAUGCAUCUGAGCUGUUGUACUUUCCACCUUUAGAACGAUCUUAUGUUGCUUCAGUUUUGUACCAUUUCCCUGAACGACGCAACGCAUAUUUAUUCCCUACAGAAAUAGUCUCGUUAUGUAUGCCGAAAGGUCUAAGAUUUUAUACUCAAAAUGAUGUUCCGUUGCCAGCGGUGCAUACAUUUGCCAAUAUUCGUGAAGAUGGAUCGCGCGUAAAUGGUUGUGCUCUUAUUUAUCAUGAAGAAGUAAAAGAUAUUGGUCUUUGUGAGCAAAUGUCACAAUUACAUACAGAGCAUGUGCGGUUCUUGACAGUUCGUGAAAAAGCUAUCGAGCGCACCCAUGUGCCACCUGGAACCAUAUCUGGUGGUACACACACUCUCCCUCGGGAAAGUCGUAAGAAUCAUGCAAAGCGAACUUCGUACUACGAUUCUGGCAAUUCUAGACUAUAUAUGGCUAAAUGCAUCUGUCUCAUUAGUCGCAUUCCAUUUGUUUCGGCUGGAGAACGUUUAUUGACAGCUCUUCAUUCUGUUUUCACCUCGGAAAUACAGCCUCCUCAGCUCCCUUUGGAAAGCUAUAUCUAUUGGAUUUUAAAUGAAGUUCCACUGCCUGCUCCAGGUAGUACCUUAAAAUUAUGUUUAGACCAAAUUGACAUCGUUCUGCAAAGACCAGGACCUAAUGAGCUACCUUUUUUCGAUUACGCGAUCGGUUCACUGUUCAAUUUGCUCACUGUUGAUAAAUUUCUUCGUCUUUUCACUUGCUUUCUUCUUGAACAUCAAAUUAUUUUGUGCUCAAGAAAGAGUUUAUGUGCACUGGCAUUUCCUUUUCGCUGGCAGCUUGCAUAUGUGCCAAUAUUACCUCUCUCUCAACUGAAAUUUAUGGAAGCCCCAGUACCUUUUGUAAUGGGUUUGUGUUACGAUGACACACUGUCAGAACAAGUAUUUCAGGGCAAUAUGUGUGUUUUAAAUGUUGAUUCUGGUGAACUAAGUAUGCCAGAAGAUGUACCAUCUUUUCCAGACAGAGCAGAAUUUGCGAGGGAGGUUGCGAGUGUCCUUAUUAGAUGUGAAGAGCAAAGUAUAAUUGUGGAUGGCGAAAUUGUGAAACGACGAAUUGGUAUUAAAAGCAGAGACGAUUGGUGCAGGAAACGGAUGUCUCGUUCAUUUGAUGAUGAAACAUUAGUAAAUAUGCUGGAGGAGGAUGAUUUCUCCAGGCGAACUAUUUCACGGAAAGAUCUCCCUCCGCUUCCUCUUGAUGAUGUUUUAAGACAGAGUGAAGUCUUAGCUAGGGUUACUGCUAUUGCUCGCCGUGCAGGCGUCACUGUUCCAUUCGAAAGUAUUGAAAAAGAACUACAAUCAAAUGAUUCAUACACAAAUUCACCGGAUAUGAAGGUCAAUAAUGCAGUUCGUGAGGUCUUCGUCAAUAGAUUUGCAUGGCUUUUCUAUUCUUACGAACAUUUUGUUAUUAAUAGUGUUUGUCAAGACCUUGAGACGUAUUUUGCUAGCCGAGAAUCCGUGGCAAAUUUUGAUAAAGCGGCGUUUCUUUCUGAUCAACCGAAUUGUAACUUACCGUUUUUAGCAGCAUUUUUGGAAACUCAGAUGUUCACAUCGUUCAUUGAUGCAAAAAUCGUUUCUCAAUGGGAAACACCUGAUGAAAAUCUUCAGAUUUUUGAUUUUCGAAUACAAGCUUUACGUACAAAAUACGGCCUCCAGAUGGUGCACACUCCAACUUAUGAAAAAGCGCCAUUAUCAUUUGAUUCAGAAGAAAUUAUAGCGAAACGUGAAGAAGCACUUGAUUAUAUUGUACCUCUUCCACAUGAGCUUCCAGGCACGUCAACAAGAUUAUAUGAUGGAACAUUUCCUGAGCUUAAUGAAGCUGUUCUAGAAGGUUCUGUUGUGAGAAGUCCGAUGCCAUCACCUUGGAAACAGCGACAUCGAAGGUUGCGACCGAAGUUGCUAGAGAACACUGUCGUCAGUGCUAACACAUCAAGUAGGCAGGGAUCGUAUAAAGCAGACACACCAAAACAAAUAGCUCAUCAAAACUGGAAAUUUGUUGAACAGUUGUUGAAGGAAACCAAAGGUAAAACUAAGCGAAUGCUUGUCGAAAAAAUGGGCAAGGAAGCAUUGCAGCUUGGACAUAGUGAUGCCAUUGUGAAUGGUCUCGAAGAAAAUACUUUGGUUGCUUCGUUUUGCGAUUUGUUGGAACGAAUUUGGGCACACGGUUUGAUUAAAAAGCAGGGCAAAUCAUCCUUAUGGGCUCAUAUUUUGAAUCAUCAAGAAGUCGAGAAAUUAGGAAUACUCUGUCGGAGUACUACGCGUAGAAACUCAGCACUCACUCCAGAUAUAGAUGAGAUAAAUUCUGGUACGUUCAAACAGCAGGAAAAUAUAGAGAUAGUGACCUCCAUUAACAAUGAUUCAUGCCCUAAGCUUGCAAAAAAUGUCCAACAGCAGUGCAUCGAUGAUCCUCAUGCAACCAUUUGGUCUCUUCCUAUUCUUCGAGCAGCGAAUUUCAUUUGUAAUAAGUUAAGUUCCAAUGUAAACAACUACAUGGAAUAUACAAACUGGAAAGAACCUUUUCGAACUAUGAAUGUGUCGCCUAAUUUGGGGCCUUUAAGACAUUCAAGAUCAUCACAAAAGAUUUUCAGAAAAGGAGCCAUCCUGCAUAAAGCUAAUUCUUUCGAUGAUCUUGCUCCUCACUGGAAUAUAGGUGAAGUUAAUGUGAAUGAAAAUUUGACUGAUUCACCUUAUAAGAAAAGUAGUUCAAGAACUAACAGUCCUGAUUUGCGGCAGUUUCUUUCGCCUUUGCCUAUGCAUAUUGCUUAUGACUUGAAAAAUGUUUUACGAAUGACGGAUAUCAAAACUGAUAUUGGUUAUGCGCGGGCAUUUGUGCGACUCGCUUUAGAAAGGAAGCUUCUUUACAAGCAUCUGAAAACUAUUCUUUCCAAUAGCCGUCUUUUACAGCAACUUUACAAACGUUAUGCUUUUCUUCGAUGUGAUGACGAAAAGGAACAAUUUUUGUAUCAUGUAUUAUCACUAAACGCAGCGGAAUUUAAUUGUUUCACCAAUACAUUUAAAAAUACUAAAAUGCUCUAUCAUGUGUUAUUAGUAACUCAGAAUUCGCGUCCAACUAUCCCAUGGCCUUUAUGGGUUAUUAUUACUGGAUCUUUAUGCUCAACUGCAGCAAUCGAAGUGAAGCAGGGUACAAAUGAUUUCACAUUUGAUUAUAGAAAUCUUGGCAUAUUGUCAACAUUAAGAGUUGGUCAUGGUGAUUUGAAUGUUUCUAAUGGAGCAACUCCAAAAUGGUUUCUUGACUAUGUGUUAGUGCGAAAUGAAAUAACAGGGCAAAGCUACCGUUUCUGCUGCGGACGUUGGUUCGGUAAAGGGGUCGAUGAUGAUUCGUUGGAAAGAUUGCUUGUUGCUGAAAGACAACCACUAGCUGAUCACAAUGAAGUCUCAGUUGAUGAAAAUUGUUCGGAACGUAUUCCAAAAAUAAGCUUGAAAAAUCGAACUCCAGCGCCACGGUCUCGCUCUCCGAGUACUAGUAGAUCAGAAAACUUCAGUCAUAGAUCAUCAAGGGUACGUUUGACAGAAAUCCAGCAUCAGUUAGGAGAAGCGGUAAAUGCUUUAGUGAAAUAUUUUUAUACGAACUCAGAAGCUCAUGGUCAUGGCGAAUUAACUCAGCUGCUUUGUGCACCAGGAAAAGGUUUUGUUAGUGUUAUGGUUUCUGUUUUUUUGUGUGGUCGUCAGGAUUCCAUUUGGUCCACUCGCCUUUUCCGUCCUCAUUAUCCAUGGGAUUACAUUGAAAAGGUGUGUAUUUGGUUUUGGGAUCUUAUACAUUUGGAUGAUGCAAAAAAAUUAACUCGAGAGCAGCAUUCACUUAUCAUUCAAGCAUGCAGUCUUGCUCGUCGCAUUUCUUCUAAUACUUUUUUGGGAAAAGAUGGAAAAUUUCAAUUGUUCAUUUUAAUUGCUGUCCGGGACCAUAUAUUGUCCGGUUUGUUACCAUUAAUGGCUUGGACUCCAAUAACGUCACAGAUGUACGAGGAGCCAUGUUUUUUACGAACUCCUCAUUAUUUGAAUUAUCUAUCAAAACUAAUUAGUUCUCUCAAUGAAUUUCAUUUUAUCUUGGAAAAAUCACUUGUUUAUGGUAUUGAGUGAAA